Molecule: messenger RNA, 1203 nt
Organism: Closterium sp. Yama58-4
Lineage: Eukaryota; Viridiplantae; Streptophyta; Zygnematophyceae; Desmidiales; Closteriaceae
Source: the annotation of a GenBank genome assembly
AUGCUUCCCUGCCGCGCGCUCUCUUCCUGCGGGCGGCUUCAAAUGAUCCUCUUUUCGCACGUCCCCCUGCGACUCUCUGCGCCCAGCUGGAGAUCAUCUCCGUCACCGAUCCCAACCGAUCCGCACCUUGUGCUAUCCUCCCGUCUCCCGCAGCAAAUCAGCACGCGCCUCUCCUCAUCUGCUGCGGCCGCAGCGGCGGCUGCAGGCCGACCGAGCGCUGGCAAAUCCGCCGCCACUUCAGGGAGCGCAAGAAAAAGUGUUACUAGCGAGUCGCCGCUGCUUGCCAGUAGCAACAGCCAGUCUCCCCGCGUUAAACCCUCCGUCCGCCUUCGAUCGCAAGGCGUCACUCCCACUUCCGCCAACUCGCAUGCUACCCCGAGUGCUAAGCCCUCGACCCGCCGGCGAACGCGCACGGCUGCUGCUGGUGCUGCUUCCGGCGUGCCUGUAGCGGACGCGCUGAUAACGGGCGCCGGUGCUGUUACCGCGGAGGUCGCGACUGUAACGGGCUCAGCAGCGUCCGCGGAAGCACCCGCGCGGGCGCAGGCGGAAGGGGAAGGGGAAGAGGCGCAAGGAGCGCGGGGCGGCGGGGCGAUCCACGUGAUCACGGGGCCGAUGUUCGCGGGGAAGACGACGGCGCUGCUGGCGCGCAUGCACGAGGAGAUGGGGCGCGGCAGGUGCGUGUUGGUGGUGAAGUCAAAGGCCUACACGCGGUACGCACGGGACGCGGUGGUUUCGCACGAUGGCGCCGCCAUGCCCUGCCUCGCCGUGCGCUCCCUGCUGGAGGUGCUUUCAGCAGAGGGGGCGCACGGAGAGGCAUACGAGCAGGCGGCAGUGAUAGGGGUGGACGAGGCGCAGUUCAUUCACGGACUGGUGGAGUUCUCCCUCCGGGCGGCAGACCGUGACGGGAAGACACUGUUCAUCGCAGGGCUGGACGGCGACUUUCGGAGAAAACGCUUUGGCGAGUUGCUGGAUCUGAUUCCUCACGCAGACUCCGUGACAAAACUCGCCGCCCGGUGUGAGAUGUGUGGGCGGCCGGCGUCGUUCACGCUGCGCAAGACGCAGGAGACAAAGCUGCGGCUGGUGGGCGGCGCAGAGACGUACAUGCCAGUGUGCCGAACACACUACCUGAGCGGGAAAAGUGUUGUUGAGCUUGCUAGAGACUUAGGGCCUAAGCAUGAUUCGUCAAAAGAUUAUUCGUCUUAG